Messenger RNA from Fundulus heteroclitus (mummichog), 6438 nucleotides. RefSeq names its product glutamate receptor ionotropic, kainate 5. Gene Ontology annotation, cellular component: plasma membrane; presynaptic membrane; kainate selective glutamate receptor complex. The transcript has 19 exons. NCBI's taxonomy places the organism in Eukaryota, Metazoa, Chordata, Actinopteri, Cyprinodontiformes, Fundulidae. The record is from RefSeq and is a predicted model, not a curated record. Bases 1 to 3321 code for a protein of 1106 amino acids. Gene Ontology annotation, biological process: synaptic transmission, glutamatergic; monoatomic ion transport; modulation of chemical synaptic transmission. Gene Ontology annotation, molecular function: kainate selective glutamate receptor activity; transmitter-gated monoatomic ion channel activity involved in regulation of postsynaptic membrane potential.
AUGCCGGCUCUGCCAGCACUGCUGCUGUCGAUUUAUGUCGUCGUCCUGCUGCUGACCAUGGCACCUCUCUUCAUCAGCCGGGCCAACACCUUGUCUGCCGUCCGGAUGGCGGCUAUUUUGGAUGACCAGUCUGUGUGUGGUCGUGGUGAGCGCCUGGCUCUGGCUCUGGCCAGGGAGAACAUUAACAACCUAAUGGAGGGAUCCGCCCAGGCGAGGGUAGAGGUGGAUGUCUACGAGCUACAGAAGGAUUCCCAGUAUGACACCACUGAGACCAUGUGUCAGAUCCUGCCUAAAGGUGUGGUUUCAGUGAUUGGCCCUGCCUCCAGUCCCGCCUCAGGGUCAACCAUCAGUCACAUCUGUGGAGAAAAAGAGAUCCCUCAUGUGAAGAUCGGUCCCGAAGAAACCCCAAAGCUGCCAUACCUGCGCUUCGCCUCAGUGACUCUAUAUCCGAGUAACGAGGACCUUAGCCUGGCCAUUGGAUCCAUCCUGCGCUCCUUUGGCUACCCAACAGCCAGCCUCAUUUGUGCUAAAGCAGAGUGCCUGCUUCGAUUAGAAGAGCUUGUUCGCCACUUCCUUAUCUCCAGAGAGACACUGUCGGUGCGAAUGCUGGAUGACAGUCUGGAUCCCACGCCCUUGCUGAAGGAGAUCCGUGAUGACAAAGUGGCUACCAUCAUCAUCGAUGCUAAUGCCUCUAUUUCUUACCAUAUUCUCAGGAAGGCUAACAAGCUUGGGAUGAUGUCAGCCUUCUACAAGUAUAUUCUCACCACUAUGGAUUUCCCUCUGCUACAGCUGGAUGAUGUGGUGGGUGACCAGUCCAACAUUGUUGGUUUCUCUAUGUUGAACACUUCCCAUCCUUUCUACCUGGAGUUCAUCAGGAGCCUUAACUUGUCAUGGAAGGAAGGCUGCAAGAUCAAUCCAUACCCUGGACCUGCGCUGUCAUCAGCCCUGAUGUUUGAUGCUGUUCACGUGGUGGUGAGCGCCGUGCGGGAGCUGAACCGCAGUCAGGAGAUUGGAGUGAAGCCACUGAGCUGCACCUCCCCCCUCAUCUGGCAACAUGGGACCAGCCUCAUGAACUACCUACGCAUGGUGGAAUAUGACGGUCUUACAGGUCACAUUGAGUUCAACAGCAAAGGACAGAGGACCAACUACACCCUGAAGAUCUUGGAGAAACACCCUGCAGGACAUAAAGAGAUUGGUACUUGGUAUUCCAACAACACAUUGGCCAUGAACUCCACUUCCUUGGACCUCAAUGCCUCGGAAACACUGGCUAACAAGUCCUUAAUUGUCACCACUAUACUGGAAAGCCCAUACGUGAUGCGCAAGUCCAAUUACCAGGACUUCCACGGAAACAAUCAGUACGAAGGUUUUUGUGUGGACAUGCUGAGAGAACUGGCAGACAUCCUGAAGUUCUCCUUCAAGAUUAAGCUGGUGGAUGAUGGGUUAUAUGGAGCGCCUGAACCAAACGGCAGUUGGACCGGCAUGGUGGGGGAGUUGAUCAACAGGAAAGCAGACCUGGCAGUUGCUGGCUUCACCAUAACCUCAGAGAGAGAGAAGGUGAUCGAUUUCUCCAAGCCAUUUAUGACUCUGGGAAUCAGCAUCCUCUACCAAGUCCAUCUGGCUCGAAAACCAGGUUACUUUUCCUUUCUUGACCCCUUCUCUCCUGCUGUUUGGCUUUUUAUGCUGCUGGCCUACCUCGCUGUCAGCUGUGUUCUCUUCCUCGCUGCCAGGCUCAGCCCUUAUGAGUGGUACAACCCUCACCCAUGUUUACGGGAGCGGCGGGACAUCCUGGAGAACCAGUACACACUGGGCAACAGUCUGUGGUUCCCAAUAGGAGGCUUCAUGCAGCAAGGCUCAGAGGUCAUGCCCCGGGCCCUGUCUACCCGCUGCGUCAGCGGAGUCUGGUGGGCGUUCACUCUCAUCAUAAUCUCUUCCUACACGGCCAACCUGGCAGCGUUUCUCACCGUGCAGAGAAUGGAGGUGCCCAUCGAGUCCCCUGACGACCUGGCUGACCAGACCAACAUCCAGUAUGGCACCAUACACGGAGGGUCCACCAUGACCUUCUUCAUGAACUCGCGGUACCAGACAUACCAGCGAAUGUGGAACUACAUGAAGUCCAAGCAGCCCAGUGUCUUCGUGAAGAGCACAGAGGAAGGCAUCGCCCGUGUCCUCAAUUCCAAGUAUGCCUUCCUGAUGGAGAGCACCAUGAACGAGUACUACCGCAGCCUAAACUGCAACCUCACUCAGAUCGGAGGGCUGCUUGACACGAAGGGAUAUGGCAUCGGCAUGCCGCUGGGCUCUCCAUACCGAGAUGAGAUCACCCUGGGGAUCUUGCAGUUGCAGGAGAGCAACAGGCUGGAGAUUCUCAAGAGACGGUGGUGGGAGGGAGGACAGUGUCCCAAAGAGGAGGAUCACCGAGCGAAAGGUCUCGGCAUGGAGAAUAUUGGCGGGAUCUUUGUAGUCCUGAUUUGUGGCCUCAUCGUAGCUGUCUUCGUGGCCAUCAUGGAGUUUGUUUGGUCAACUCGCCGCACAGCUGAGACAGGCGAGGUCUCUGUUUGUCAGGAGAUGCUGACAGAGUUUCGAAAUGCGGUUUCUUGUAAGAAAAGUUCCCGGGCUCGUCGGCGGCGCCCCCUGAGCAGUGCCGGGGGUGGAGUUCUGCGUCACCCCUCCCGGUUAGCUCUGGCCGGCCCGAGGCCGAUUCGGCUAGUCCGAGAGAUGCGUCUCAGCAAUGGGAAACUCUACAGUGGCGCCGGCCCACUGACGGGGGGCUUGGCAGGGAUGGGGGGAAGUAUGGCAGCAGGAACAGAUUUGGGCCCAGGGCCUCAGAGGCUAUUGGACGAGUCAUUAGGUGCCAACUCUGCCACCAGUACCCCUCCUCCGCCUCCUCCUGUGUCAGCCUUUGAGGCGCCGCCCGCCCCACCUCGCAGCUUCCUGCAGAGCUGCAGCCACGUCCGCAUCUGCCAGGAGUGCCGGCGGAUCCAAAGCCUGCGGCCGGCCACCCUCACGCCUCCCCCACCUCCCCCACCUUCUUCGUCCGCCUCUGCCCCGUCCUGUUCCCGUAUCCCUCCCUCGCUGGCGAUGUCGGGGCAUCACCAUCGCCACAAUCCCCACCACCACCUCCACUAUCACCACGGAUCCAUGUCAUUACCCCGGCUCCCUCCUCCUCCUCCCCCAAUCCCCGCAGAAAGAGCCGACAGUGAUGGGGGAGCGGCCAGCCCGCUGCGAGCGAAAAACAGACCCGCACCUCCACCCAGGCCGCUGCCGCCUCCCAAAACACCAACACACCCACCAACGAAUUUUUUUGAGGGCCAUGAUUGUGCCUAAAGACAUCAAGCGAGGGCUCAAGCGAUACACACUGAGACAUUCAAAGCGUGUCCUUAGCCCCGAUAACACAGCUGUUACCUGUCCACACUCCUGAGGAGUGAUAGAAUAAACUCUUUGCAGGGUGGACCCCUCAAAAUGUAGCCAGUUUGGCUCAGCUGAAACUACAAACCUUUACACAGUGAUGGUUAAGUCUCCGCCUGCUAAGCUUGUAGCAGGGAGGAUUAAAUCAACCGUAUUCUGGAAAUUGCAACUCAAAUUAGUCAUAGAUGACGGACAAAUACAGAGUUAGAGGUCAACUUCAGAUUCACUCCUCUAUCUCCCACCUUGGCUGAUCCCCCCAACGCAAGAAGAGAGGACUUGGAGACACAAAUGGACAAUAUUCACCAGCGCUCUCAUGAUUUGUUUUGUUUUUCAGUUUAAAUACUGAAUUAGGUGUUUGUGGAAGAGGAGAUCUUCCCGCAGACAUGUGGUAGCAGAGCAGUUGUACAGUAAUCAUGGUCUUCUGUCACUCUUUUGGAGGUUUGUGGAGGAUGUAGCUUUUCUCCCAUUCCGUUUUCCUGUUUGUACAGACUCCUGCUGCCUGGUGCUGUGAUCCACAAAGCAGAGAAUCCAAAAUAUACUUACCUAAAGUGUUCAAAAACUGUGCUGGGGUAGUUCUUCGGUUACAUAUAAAAGCUUAUCAAGCAAGAAAAAUGCACUGUGAGGCAUCUGGGAAGCAACAAGAUUUAAUUAUUUUUGUAAAAAAAAACAAUAAAAGUGUUAAAAAAAAUAUGUUUAAAAUCGUUAAGAUGUCAUGUUACACAAUUUCAAAAUGUGCCAACCAAUUGCAACGUAGUGUUUUUAGGAGAGAAGACUUUAGUUAUUUUUGAUCAAGUCACCUUUCGGGGACUAUAACAUACCUUAAGACCUUUGCACAUCAAGUCUCCAUUCUUUAAUUCAUUCAGGCACAGAGUCAUCAUGCACCUGAAGGCUAUGGUCCAAAAAUAAAUCAGAAAAACUGAUUCAUUUAUAUCAAACCGUUAGUAGAAAUUUGUGGUCUUUUUCCAGUAUUAUCUGCGGAAUUAGGAGUUAAACGGGAACACAGACAUGCAGGAAUCCAACUUGAAAUAGUCACAUCUGUUUUGUCAACUGAUGUAGAUCUCCCUUAUCCCUUGUUGGACUGACCAGCUAUUUUUUAAUGUUGUGAAGAAGAACAACAAAACUGCCUUGAAAAUAUGACAUUUCUAUUUUGCCUUGUAUUGUAAAAUUUCCGCAAAGACUCGAUUAACAAAAUCUUUGGGACAACGUUUGCCACUCUUUGCGUUUUCAACUCGAACGGUUGAUUAAAAUAUUUGAAAAAGUGCAGACUUGUGCAAAGGCCUUUUGAUGUGUGGUUUUAAAUUUAGCAUAUAUGUCUGUUUCUACUAUCUAUGACCCUGAUGUCACAAAAUGGAUCAGCAGGUGAAUUUAAAAUGCACCUCAAGAUGUCACUUAUAUAUUUUUGUACACAUUAGGCUAGAUGUAAAAUUCAGAUGUUUAAACUUUAUAACGAGUCAAGCUAACAGUUUGAAAUUCUUUCUAAGCAUGCUAGGCUAGGCUAAGCUAACAGAUAUGGAGUAAAAGUCAUUCCAAGAUGUUACAGCAAGUAGGAAAAUGGGGAAACAUCUUUUUCAUGGGGAAACAUGAUUUUAUUUUAGAAAAUAUUUUUCCAUAUGGUCAAAAAAAGAUUAGUUUCACAUACAUUUAUUUAAUCAGGUAAAGAGCUAUUUUUUCCCUCAGUGUUGGCUAUAGCUUAAAGCUGCUAACUACACUCCUCUAAAAACCUUCCGUUUCUUAAGACGAGGGCAAUUAGUAGCCUGCAGUUAUAAAUGUGUUAACACAAGUGCAUUUAAAACAGGAAAGCAGUGAGACUGUUGGGAAGUUCAUAAGAAAUGUUCUUUUUUUAGAAUAUUUGGGAAAUUAAUGUUUCUUACAAUCUUAAAAAGGGCUCAAAUCAGAGUUUUGAAGGAUAUGCUGAUUGUUCUUUUUUUUUAUUCAUAUAUAUCCCACAGGAACAUAAAUUUGUGCCCUUCAACUCAUGUUUCGAAAGUACUGAACGCAAUUAUUUUUAUUUCAGCCAUAAACCAGAUGAUACAGUGCUGUAACUCGGGUUGUUCCAGUCAGAAUUUUGAGCCCCAGUCAUAGUCCCAGUCCAGUAACACAUUAAAGCCUUGGUGAAAUGGUCAUGAACACAAAUCCUCAAGGCCCUGUGCCAUGCUACUUUUAGACGUGUCAGUUGUCCUACACACCUGAAUCCAAUGGCUGAACUACCUCACUAGCAAGCAGUCAACCUCUAUGGAGCUCUGCUAAUGAGCUAAUAUUUGAGUUAGGUAUGUUGGACCAGUAGCACAUCUGAACGCUGCAGGACAGCAAGCCUUGAGAACUGGAGUUUGAGAUCACUGCUUUAUGAAUUGCAUUAAAUGGUAAAUGGUAAAUGGCUUGUACUUGUAUAGCGCUUUAACCAGUCCGACGACCCCAAAGCGCUUUACAUUACAUCACCCAUUCACACCCUGAUGGUGGUCAGCUAUGUUAGAUUCAUAAUGUGACUGUGUCCCACUUCACUCCCUCAACGAGAUGCUACAGUCUCUGCUAUUUGUCAUUUUUUUGUAUGGUAAGCUAGAGCUAGCAUGUUUCAUCUCUGCUGAUAUGACUCGGUAACUGAGCUCAUAACAUUUUAGUAUAAUUUUAGUUCUUCUUGUGCAGACAAAAAUUACAAAGGAAGUUGUUCUCCUGCUUCAUAAACUUUGAACAUUGUAAAACCUAAUGGUUAGUGUUUCAGCUGCAGCUCUUACUAACAAUGCGAAGCUGGUCGCAUAACACAGACAUGGGAAAUGUAGCAGCCACUGUAGUCAAUCUGUCACUUUGGAAAUAACUUUUAAUGGGAGGAAAGUACAAACAGUUCCAAAUAAUGAUGUGCCUGGUCUGCAAUGCAGUUUUGUAACACAUGCAUGUACAUGUCUGGCAUGUGACUGCUAACAGUGUGGAUGAGAUUGACAUAAAAUUAAAAAAACUACACUAAAAACUGAUAAAUACCUUGAGGCGGAGGCAAUUCUAAGAAUUAGAUUAGGGCAUCUCUAACGGUUAUAUUUAUGGUGAUAU